UAUCCAAGUAUCAUGGCUUCUCCAAUAGAUCUACAUUUCCUUCUUUUAUCCAUUCUCCUCUUCGGUUCUAGUGUCUUAGUUCAAUCAAGAGUUCCUAAAAACGAAACUUUCCAAUUCAUAAACCAGGGUAAAUUUGGAGGAUUAAGUGUCGAAUAUUGGGCAGAUUACCGUAUCGUAGAAGCCGUUUAUGCAUACCCGUUCGGACUGUAUUUCUACAAUUCAAGUCCAAAUGCAUAUAUUCUCUCCAUAGGUGCAAGUCCACCACACAAAAUAUGGAUGAUGCCUUUUGUCUGGGAUGCUAAUCGCAACGACCCAGUUCGCGAAAAUUCCACUCUCACUUUUGGCCGUGACGGUAACUUAGUCCUUGCUGAUGUCGAUGGUCGUAUCGUUUGGCAAACUAACACGGCGAACAAAGGUGUUACUGGUAUUUCCAUGCAACCUAAUGGGAAUUUAGUACUUCAUGAUAAAUAUGGGAGGUUUGUUUGGCAGAGUUUUCAUCAUCCAAGUGAUACACUUUUAGCAGGUCAAUCACUUACGCUGAAAGGUGGUGAGAAACUCGUUAGUCGCACAGCAUAUCCGGAUGGUCGAGAGGGUCAACAUAGUAUUGUGGUCGACAAAAAAGGUUUGAUUAUAUAUUUGAACAAUUCAGGCAAUGUUCUUCAAUAUGCAGGUUGGGAAGCAAAAGGUCUUUCGAGUGUAACGUUCGAUUCGGUUCAUGAGGAAGAGCUUACUACCAGUUAUUUCUUAACCCUUGGUUUUGCAAAGCAAUACGCUCCCUCUAAAAGAAUUCUACUCAAGAAAGUGAAUUACAAUUAUUUGCAUUCAUUUCUUAGAAUAGAGUUUGAUGGAAACCUGAGACUUCAUACAGCUAAUACAGAACCUGAUUACAUGUCAUGGGGUGUCGAUUACGAGUACUUUGGAAAUACAGUGGAAGAAUGUGCAUUGUAUAGAAAAUGUGGUUUGACUGGGUUUUGUGAUAGGAGCAUAUGUGGUUCUUGCCCUCGUAAGGGUUCUUUAGGUUGUAUGAUCGAUCUAUGAACAAUAAGUAAAACAAUGUAGUUCAUUUAAUCCAUCAAUAAAUUUUACUGUAUUUGAAAUGAUGAUAUGAAAA
Molecule: messenger RNA, 1111 nt
Organism: Papaver somniferum (opium poppy)
Lineage: Eukaryota; Viridiplantae; Streptophyta; Magnoliopsida; Ranunculales; Papaveraceae
Product: EP1-like glycoprotein 2
Exons: 1
Coding region: 13-1038 (341 amino acids)
Source: RefSeq, a predicted model, not a curated record